Messenger RNA from Zootoca vivipara (common lizard), 3788 nucleotides. NCBI's taxonomy places the organism in Eukaryota, Metazoa, Chordata, Lepidosauria, Squamata, Lacertidae. The record is from RefSeq and is a predicted model, not a curated record.
AACUAAAAUGUAGUCCCAUGACUGUUUCAAUUGUCAAUGGUGCUUCUGAUUACAGAGUUGAAGAUGUAGGUGAACAUCAAGAUAAUUGUGUCCAGAGAUUAUUACUGACACAAUAGAUGUUGCACGGUUUCUCCCUGAAAAGGGGCUUUUUUCGGUCAUGGCACCAAAAAAAUACACAUUUUGGAGUGCCGUGCAAGAUUGCAGUCCCCCCCCCCCAGUGCUUGGGGGGGGGGAAUCAUAGUGCAAAAUUGAGCAAGAUGGCCACUGUUCUCUCGCAAGAAAAAAUUGGAUGUCCCAUUUUUUCUGGGACAUUUGCAGAGUAUGGUUUAGCAGCAUGGCACAUAUGUAUGGGAUAUAUGUAUGUGUGUUUAUUGAAAGUACUUAUACUCUGCGUUUCAGGAUAGGCCAACCAAAGUGGCUUACAAAAGAUUAUCCAAAAUUUCCAUCUUACUAUUUAAAUCCAGCUCUUAAAUGCACUUCGAUCGCAGCAAAAUCGUGUGAAAGACGGAAUUAUUGGUUAUGAGGUCAUUCUGUGCUGGAAGAAUAUACUUUUUGGCACUUAGUGAAAAUGACUGGUUCUGCUAUCUUAAACAUUGGGAUUUUCUGCCAGGUGUAAGAGAAACAGCCAUGGAAGUUAGAGAAUGACUCCUGUCCUGCACUUACUGUACCUUGGGGAGCUUCCAAAUUUAUGAAUUUGUUUAUUGCAAUUUAUAUAGUCAGACUGCCUGAAUCCAUGUCACAUCAAGAGAGUGGAAAAUGCAAUGGGUUGGAAAGGGGAGGGGAGCAUGUAGUCCAGGGUGCCUGUUAUGGUUGUCAAUUCCACAGCUCCAAUUAACCCAUGUGCUGGUCUGCCACAGAUACACAUAUUACAAGACACAGCUCUAGAUGAAAGGACCCAUUGUAAAUGAAUUGUUUUGUUUUGCAGAUAGCAAUGAGACUGGGAUAUCAUCUAAAGAAGUGGUUGCCCACAUGAGGAAUCUUCUAAAGUUGUUCUUUAGUCCCUGCCCCAUACCCAUUCAGGGUCUGUGAAACUAUAUAUUAUAUGAAAGCUAUGUAUAUGAAAGACACUGAAGAAAAAAGCAGAUAGUCCUAGUAAGAGGUUGAAAAUUAUGACUGUUGGUACUCCUCCCAUCCCUGAUUGAUUUGAGUACUGUGGUAAUCUGAAGGGAACUCUAAACAUCUUUCUUUUCACAAAGAAAGAAAGACAAAGCAACAGUCUUUGUCUGACAUCACCACAAGUCUAAAGCACAUUGAAAAGAAAUGACCAGCCUACUUCCAGAAGAUACUGUGGAGUCCCAGGGCUCAGAUGAGCUUGAAUGCAAAAUCUGUUACAACCGCUAUAACAUGAGACAGAGAAAACCUAAAGUACUGGAGUGUUGCCACAGAGUAUGUGCCAAAUGUCUUUGCAAGAUCAUAGAUUUUGGGGAUUCUCCUCAGGGAGUCAUUGUUUGCCCAUUCUGUAGGUUUGAAACAUGCCUGCCUGAUGAUGAGGUCAGUAGUCUUCCUGAUGACAACAAUAUCCUUGUAAAUUUGGCUUAUGGAGGCAAGGUGAAGAAGUGCCUACCAGACAAUCCCACAGAACUCCUGCUGACUCCCAAAAGGCUGGCCUCUCUCGUUAGCCCCUCUCACACUUCCUCCAACUGUCUGGUUAUAACUAUCAUGGAGGUUCAGAGAGAGAGCCCUCCAACCCUGAACUCAACCCCUGUUGUGGAAUUCUACAGGCCCACAAGCUUUGACUCUGUUGCAUCUGUACCCCAUCACUGGACAGUGUGGAACUGUACAUCCUUGCUCUUCCAGACUUCAAUUCGAGUCCUAGUUUGGUUGCUAGGCUUGCUAUAUUUUAGUUCCCUGCCUUUAGGGAUCUACUUACUGGUAUCAAAGAAAGUCACCCUUGGGGUAGUCUUUGUCAGUCUUGUUCCCUCGAGUCUUGUUAUUCUCAUGGUUUAUGGCUUUUGCCAGUGUAUAUGUCAUGAGUUUCUGGACUGUAUGUCUUCUUAAUAGCAAUUGCAACGAAACAUGUGAAAUUGCCAUAGAUGUAGCACUGUUAACUUAAAAUUUCUUGUUUGUAUUUAUUAUGUUUAUCCUUCAAGGAAAAUAGGAGUGCUGACAAGUUCUGUGGUCCUUUUAUUAUUUUAAAGGGUAAUUGAAUGGUUGGUUUCUUCUGCUCUAUCCUGUUUUACCAAUGAAUAAACACAUAACAUUUUUUUAAAGUCUAAGCAAUAGAAAGAGGGUGAGACAAGUACAACCACCUAACUGGGUGCCUGAUCCUAUGCUGCAGUAACAUUUUCAUUUUCAAUAGAUUAUUCAUAUAGGAGAAUAGUUAAGAUUACUGGAGCCAUUUCAGAAGAAAUGCCUGUUAAUAUUCUAAACUGUCUCUUAUUUACGUUGGUGAUAAUCAGCUGUGACCCUCUACUGAUUAAGUCCCACUGAAACAGGGCAAGAACAGAGAUCUAAAAAGGCAAUUGGACAUUUCAUCGGUGCCUCUGAUCUUUAACAUGCACAAAGAAAAUAGGUGCUUCCAUCACAUCAGAACUUUUUACCAGGCUUCCAGACAGUGAAAGAGACUGAGGAAUGGAUGGUUGCUUUUAACUACCUAACUGAAUAGGUAGAAAAUUGUAAAGGAGGCAUAUGUGCCACAACAAUACAUGGAUGUACUGUAUCUUCACUGUUAACAUUUCUUCUCAAAUCUGUUUUUGAUUAAAAGCAUUACAAAGCCUUACCUGUGAAUAUCUUCUGCAUGCAGAAAUAUGAAAAGCUGCUAUUUUCCUUGUGCAAGAAAAAUCCAGCUGCAUCCUGAAGUCUGUUCCUUGUGUGGUGACCUGUUUAGUAUGCCCAUAGCUUUUGCACGGUCUUACACAACCAUGCACAUUUCUUAUUCUGCCACUUGUGGACCUCUGGAUUGCAGUUGUGGUGUUGUAAUAUGCAUAAGCUAAAAUAAUAAUAAACAGAUAGAGGGGUUGUUAUAAAGUGCUUAGGUUGGUUUAAACUAAGCUUUCCCUAGUAAACAGGUUGGAAGAGGAUCACAGCCUUGCCUACUUAACCUAAUAAUUUUGAACUUAUUUUUAUGAGGCCAUACAAACCUCAUGGCUUAUACAAUCAAAACCAAAUCUCGUUAUAGCAAUUAAAAACUGGAUUCAGUUUUGCAACGUAGUCUCACUUUUUUUUACAUCCAGGAUGAAUGACGUAUUGAAGUGUGAAAAUGCAUUAAGUUGUAUAAUUGUUUGCCCUAUUUUUUAUUUUAAGUAAGCAAAAUGAUAUUAAUAUUUAGAAAUCUUUAAGGACUUCAUAAGAGGCAUAUAAUUUUGGGGAUCACAUGCAGCAUGUCAUGGAAGAAGAAAAAGCAAGUAGUGCAUAAUAGCUGAUGCAGGAAAUAACUGGUGGGAUUCAAUUAAUAAGUCCCAUUAGGACUCCCCCCCCCAAAAAAACCCUGUAUUUUUACAAAAGAAAGCACUCAAAGCACAUCUAAAUAAGUGUUAGUUUUGUCCAUUACUAAUGGCUAGCAUUGAAAACUUAAUAUUUCUUAGAAUGAUCUGUUACUACUACUUUAAAGUGCUUGCAAGAAGGCAUGGGUAGUGGCAUGGCCAGCAGCAGUAAACCACAAAGUGUAACUGAUUUGUGACUCCAUCAGAUACGAAAAAGUCCAUCCAAGAGGGGAAAAAAAGUUUUAUAGUGUCAGUAACGUUUGUAUAAUUUGUUUGUGUGCAUACAUGUUACAAGAAUUUAUAUAUUUGUAGGGAAUUCACCUUCAAAAUUGUCCAAGAUGUACUAUCUCCUAAUAAAUGAGUUCU